Pediculus humanus corporis (human body louse) is the source of this 588-nucleotide messenger RNA. RefSeq lists its product as uncharacterized. NCBI's taxonomy places the organism in Eukaryota, Metazoa, Arthropoda, Insecta, Psocodea, Pediculidae. The record is from RefSeq and is a predicted model, not a curated record. Bases 1 to 588 code for a protein of 195 amino acids. The transcript is spliced from 7 exons.
AUGCGAGCAGGUGUAUUAGCUAAUAAUAAUAAUAAUAAUUGGGAGUACGCAGGGGUUUUAAGAAGGAUAAAAAAAAAUAGUCAUCCAGAGGGUGAAAUACAGGAAUUUUGCCAGGAUGUGGAAAGUUUCGAUCAUCGUGAGAAUCUCGCGGGAUCCCGGUUCGAUAUCCAAAGGGCAGUUAAACUCAUCGGUUUCAUUCAUUCUUCGAAUGCACCACCACCACCACCACCGCUGAUAUUCUCAUCUGUACAUUCGACAAUGGGUGAGGAACGUGCGGUGACGCGUGGCCUACAGGUGAGGAGGAUACACACACACACACACCAACUUUAUCAUCAUCCUUUCAAUAAAAGGAACCGUCUUGAAGUUAAAAAAAAAACCCUCGAUAAUUUUGGAAAAAAAAAUAUGGCGGCGAUAAAAAUAAAACGGCCGAAAAUCGACGUGAGGUCAAAGAGGGAUAAAACAAACGUGGUAGUAGCAUUGGUGGUGGUGGUAGUAGGGGUAGUAGCAGCAUGUAAAGGUGGCGAGCAAAGAAAUUAUAAAAAUUUUCGUGAUAACGACACGAAAAAUAAUUUAUUACGUAAUAACUAA